AUGGAAAAUGAGUUGAAUAGAAAACAAAUUAUUGAAAAUAUCGAAAAUAUAAAAGGUGAUAAUGAUCCUGAUAGAGACUAUGAACCAUCGGAAGAUUCAGCUACUAAUACUGAUUAUGAAAGCAACGAACUUAUAAAUGAAAAUGAAGUGAAUACAUCCAAUUGGUUAAAUAUAUCGACUAAUCUUAAUUUAUCAUCAACUGCAAAUGCAGCGGGUAAAUCAGGAUGUGAUAAUGCACAUCUUACGGUUAAAAACUCUUCUAGUGGAAUAAAGAAACAUUAUUGUCUGUAUUGUAAAUUACCACAAUCAAAAAUUGCAAGACAUUUAGAAAAUGUACAUUCAACUGAAGAAGAUGUUAUGAAAUUCGUCACAUUACCAAAAGGAUGCCUUGAAUCGGUUUAUAAAGUAGCUCGAUAUGAUGAAGAAACUCAGAUGUUUGGUGCCGUUUAUACAGCAUUUCAAUUAGGUACAUUAUUAAAAGAAGUUGGCGAAUUAUGGCGGUCACAAUGUAUUAAAAAUCAUGAUCCUAAUAAAAAGUACCGAGCUCAAGCUAAAAUACACCCAAACAACCCGUAUCUCUUUGGUAUAGUAGGUUUCCAUAAGCAAAGACAUAAAUACUUAAGAGCGUGUGAUCUCAUGCGAAAAUUUGCUAAUGAGUGUAAUGCUGAUAAUCCUGAAAGACUGCGAGGUACAAGUGAUGAUUCUGAAAAUGAUAGUGAUAAUAGUAAUGAUGAAGAUGGUAAUGUUUUUGAUGAUAAAAAUAAUAGUAACGAUAAUAAUAAUAAUAGUAGUAUUAACUUGAAUAGUACUAUUACCGAUGAUUUCAUUAAUGAUGGUAAUAGCAUGCAAGAUAAUAGUUCAAAAAGAAAAAGAAUAACAAAUCCAAACACAAAUACUAAAAGCAAAAUGCAAUCAAGGUGUAAACGUAUACGUUGGAAUAAUGAGGAAAAACAGAUAGUACUAAAAAUAUUUGACACGUAUUUAAAUACUUAUAAAUGCCCUACAAAUAAAGAAAUUGCAGCUCUAAUAAACGCUAAUUCCUGUUUACAAACGCGAACUGUGAACCAAGUAAAAGCUUGGUUUAACAAUCAACAGAGGAGUAUACGUAAUAACUCUCAAGCAUAA
This is a messenger RNA of Trachymyrmex cornetzi, 1125 nucleotides long. RefSeq names its product myb-like protein D. The transcript has 6 exons. The record is from RefSeq and is a predicted model, not a curated record. The coding region runs from base 1 to 1125 and encodes 374 amino acids. NCBI's taxonomy places the organism in Eukaryota, Metazoa, Arthropoda, Insecta, Hymenoptera, Formicidae.